Brachypodium distachyon (stiff brome) is the source of this 3010-nucleotide messenger RNA. Its product is annotated as pentatricopeptide repeat-containing protein At5g50990. Gene Ontology annotation, biological process: RNA modification. The transcript is spliced from 7 exons. Bases 349 to 2748 code for a protein of 799 amino acids. The record is from RefSeq and is a predicted model, not a curated record. Gene Ontology annotation, molecular function: RNA binding; protein binding; zinc ion binding. NCBI's taxonomy places the organism in Eukaryota, Viridiplantae, Streptophyta, Magnoliopsida, Poales, Poaceae.
CGACCGCGCCGAGAGCAUCUUUGUCCCGAUUUCUCUCUGCAGCCUCUCUCACUCGUUCCUGCGCCCACGCGCACGGCGCACCUCUCCCACACAGCCACACCGCCGCCUCCCUUCGCCUCCCCACCCCGCGGAGAGGAGAGCACGGCUAGCCAACCUCCAGCAACCUCCCUCGACGCCUCCCCAAACGUCCGGAUCGAGCCCCAUCCUGCCCCGACAGCGGCCCCCCGAUCGAGCAACUGGUCUUAACGGCGGCGGCGGGAUUUUGUCCUGGGCCGCGACGGGAGGCAAGCUGAAGAGGAGGGAGACGGCGAAGGGAAGAGGAAUUCACUUCGGAAGUCCAUUUGCACUAUGUCCUACACAAACUGUCUGAAGAAACAUCCUACAAGACUCUUCUUUCCAUAUGCCAAUUCCAUCCUCCGAGCAUCUUUGGAGAAAGGCUCCCCACAAAAGUCACUGAUGGACUAUGGCACUAUGCUCAAUUCUACCACAUUUUGCCCUGAUUACAGAACAUAUGGUAUCCUUCUCAGAGCUUGUUUGAAAUAUUCAGACAUCUAUGCUGCGAUGCAAAUUCAUUCACGUCUCACUAAAGUUGGGUUGUUACGUAACCAACAUAUAAUAGCUCCACUUUUGAGGUUGUAUAUUGAUUAUGAUUGCAUGACGGAAGCACGUGAACUGUUUUGGUUAAUGCUGGAGUGGAGCACUGAUCCUUUCCAUGGUAAUUUGAUGCUUACGGGAUUCUUGAAGGGUGGACAGCUAGACAAGGCAUAUCAGAUUUUCAAGAGGAUGCCUGUCAAGGACGUGGUCUCAUGGAAUUCAAUGAUAGCAGGUGCAGUAAGGAGCUCCCACCUGAAAGAUGCAAUGAUUCUUUUUAGCAGGUUGGUCAAUUCAGGUCUUGUGCCUGACGGUUUCUCAUUCUCUUCAGUCCUGUCAGCUUGUGCUCGAGCUGGUGCCCUGUUUUAUGGUGUGUGGGUUCAUCGACUGAUGGCUGAACUGGGGGUGGAAAAGAAUAAUAUUUUAAUCUCAGCACUUGUUGAUAUGUAUGCCAAAUGUGGAAGGAUUGAUGUGUCAGUUGAGAUAUUCAACACAGUUAAGAGAAACCAUGUGCCAAUGUGGAACACAAUGAUUGGAAGCCUGGCAGCACAUGGUCUUGGACAAGAUGUAGUGGUGUUGUUCCACAGGAUGGAACAUGCAGGUGUGGUUCCUGAUGGAGUUACGUUUGUUGCACUAUUGACAGCAUGCAGCCAUUGUGGUAUGGUUGAAGAGGCUCGUCAAUACUUUGAAGCAAUGACUACGAAGUAUUAUAUCACUCCAAAGGUUGAACAUUAUGGUGCAAUGGUGGAUACUUUGUCACGAGCUGGGCUGCUGGACGAAGCAUACAACUUGGUGAGGUCAAUGGUUGUGAAGCCUGAUGCUGUGAUAUGGAGGGCAUUACUUAGUGCUUGUCGUAGGCAUCAUCAGACCAAAUUAGGUGAGAUCACCAUUGAGCAGAUGGUGUGUCAGGGCAGUGGUGAUUAUACCCUUCUUUCAAAUAUCUACUCAUCAAUAAACAGGUGGGUUGAUUCAGAGAAUGUAUGGAAAGAGAGGAAGAAAAAGAAAGUAAGAAAGAACAAGGGAUUGAGCUGGGUUGAGUUAGGGGGAAGCACCCAUGAAUUCAAAGCUGGUGAUCGAUCUCAUCCUGAUACUGAUGAUAUUUACAGAGUGCUGCAUGGCUUAUCUAAAAAAGCGAAGGCUGAAGGGUAUAGUCCAUCUACUGAAUUAGUAAUGAAAGAUGUCUCACAUGAGGAAAGAGAAGAAAACCUCACCUUCCACAGUGAGAAGCUUGCAGUGGCUUAUAGUGUCCUUAAGACUGGUCCCGGGACAGAAAUAAUGGUGUCAAAGAAUCUGCAGACUUGUGGUGACUGUCAUGAAUGGAUAAAGAUAAUCUCAAAGGUACUUUGUCGUGUUAUAAUUAUGAGGGAUAGAGCUCGAUUUCACCGUUUUGAAAGCGGGUGCUGCUCCUGUAAAGAUUACUGGACAAACAAUAUCUUUGAUGCCCUAUUUACUCCAUUUGUACAAUGUCCUUAUAUUCUAUAUGCUCACCUGAAAUCACUUCAGUGCUACAAUAUCGAGGAAAAGGUUUCUGGAGUCAAGCCUGAAUGCCCUGCAACUAUCCUUGUUUUUGAUAUCGAAACUACUGGAUUUUCACGCCGUGGUGACAGAAUUAUUGAGUUCGCCGUUCGUGAUCUUGCUGGUGGAAAGAAUAGCACUUUCCAGACCCUAAUAAACCCCGAGAGAGUGAUACCUAAUACACAUAUUCAUGGUAUUAGCACCAACAUGGUCUGCAGAUCUGAUAUCCCAAGAUUUGGGGAGUUUAUCCCCAUUUUACUACAAUAUGUUUUGAGUCGUCAAAUGGCUGGUAAACCAGUUCUGUGGGUUGCUCAUAAUGGGAAAACCUUUGAUGUGCCCUUUCUUAUCUGUGAGUUCCAACGGUGUAAAAUGGAGAUGCCUGGUGACUGGCUGUUUGUAGACACACUUCCUAUUGCAAGACAGUUGGUUGAUGGAAAAACAAAAGGUGCUGCGACAUUGAAGACUCUGACAGAGCGCUACAAGAUCCCAGUCAAUGGGGACGCACACCGUGCAAUGCAGGAUGUGACCGCCCUGUGUUAUGUUCUCCAGAAGUUAACGUUGGAGCUGAAAAUAACUGUUCCCCAGCUCCUUGAGAACUCAUUCCGGGUCUCUGAUGUUGCAACGACCCCUGCUAAAAAAUGACUGCAACCGCCUCACAGGAACAAUCUCCUGAAGCUCUAGAUUAUUUGAUUGGUGUUGUAUUACAGAGCUGUCAUUUGCAGUUUACAGCUCUUAUUUAUAUGCUGUUUCAACAACAGAAUAAAAUCCUCCCUGAUUGUUACACUAAUAUUUUAGGCAGUAGUUAAGUGCUCACUCCCAGUAUUACUGAUACUUGCCGGCCCUGUACUGUUGUACACAACAUCUGAACCAUUAUAUGCGCAAUGAAUUAUUAGUAGUUGCAAAA